AAGGAUGUAUGAAAUGCAGAUCACUCUCAGUCUUCUUCCAUUUCCCUUUUGUAGUGUCAGUCACACAAGAGGAAACGCUAGGGUGUGUCCUGCUUUUGCUUUUGCCUUGUACUAGACCUAGUGUAAUGUUAGUGUCAGUGGAUUUGUUACGAUGUUUGUACUGGUUCCUUAAUGAUCAUGGAACUAGAUUCACUAGCCCUUUGAUCGCCAGCUAGCAAGAGUUUAGCUAGAUCCUCCUGUUGUCUAACACUAUAACUACCGAUCAAAUAAAUGUAUUUAGCUUUCCUCUUUCGUCUUUGUACUUUCAGUUAUAUACUUACUAUGUGGAUGCUUGGCCUAAGAGUAGAGGAGCAGCUGAGCUUGAGCGGAGUAGCUGUAGUUCAAGCUUGACAAUGGCGAGGGUCACCUGCUCUGCUCUCCAACAACUACACCCUGCACGGCACUCACUGCACAGCAUAUAUACAUCACCCUCAUGCGGCGACCAAGUACCAACAAUGGCGUCCACCUUCCCCUCGCUCGACGGCCUCCUGGCCCGCCGCCCGCUGCUGCUCUACGCAGCCACGUGGACCGCGGUCGCUGCCAUGUCUGUGGCCGUGACGGCGCUCGCGCCGGAGCUCGCCUAUGUUUGGGCAGUCGCGCCGGGGACGCCGCUCAGCAGGGCCUGCACCGGCAGCGGCUUCAACGGCGGGAGCAUCGGGCUGCCUCUCGACGGGCCGCCGUGGGAUGGCGUGUGCGUGCCGGCCAGCAUGUUUGGCCGUACCGUCCCUGAUGUGGUCGUCCCGCUCGUGUUCGCCGUCGUGGUCGUCGCCAGUGCCGUCGGGUUCACUACCGCAGUCGGCGUCUGGGAGGACGAUGAGGAGGAGGUCAGCGAUGGCCAAGUAGGACAGGUGUAGGCUAUGGCAGAUAACUCCAUAUGUACUUUCCAGUUUCUGAAUGUUUUCACCGUCAAUAGAGCAGAGACAGAUAUUCCUGAAUGUAUCUGGCACUGAAAAAAGAUUCAGGCAAAAUAGCUCUGAAAUUAAGAUGA
Messenger RNA from Lolium perenne, 1027 nucleotides. RefSeq lists its product as uncharacterized. The record is from RefSeq and is a predicted model, not a curated record. NCBI's taxonomy places the organism in Eukaryota, Viridiplantae, Streptophyta, Magnoliopsida, Poales, Poaceae.